AUGGCAGAAGUAGAGUCGCACAGGACUCCUGGUCCACUGGUGCUGGAUGCCCAAGCCUCAGAAAAUUGGAGGAAAUUUAUUAUGCAGUUCGAAAUUUACCUAGUGGCGAAAGGAAAGGAUGAGAAACCUGACAAGUUAAAGGUGAACUUGCUACUCAAUUGUGCUGGAGCAGAUGCAAUUGAAGAAUAUAGUCAUUUUGUUUUCAACGAAGGAGAAAGCAAUGAAUCUUAUGAAGAUGUGUGUAGAAAGUUCAAGGAACACUGUCAGGGAGCAAGAAACGUCAUCUAUGAGCGCCUUGUGUUUAAUCAAAGAAACCAGAAAGAAGGUGAGAGGAUGGACAAUUUCGUGAGUGAGCUGAAACGCUUAUCGUUGACAUGUGAGUUUGGGACCCUCAGAGAUUCACUGAUCAGAGAUCGUAUCGUGGGAGGGGUGCUAUCGAAUGAGUUGAGAGGGGAGUUGUUGAAAAAGCCAGAUUUGACACUCCAAAGUGCCCAUGAUUACUGUAGAACCUAUGAAGCUGCUGAGUUGCAGAAAUUCAAGUUUGCUUCACCAACUGGUUCACAGCAGCCAUUGAGUGUACACCCAGUUCAAGGAAAGGAGAGAGCACCUAAUCCUACCUGUAAGUUUUGUGGUUUUCAGCACCGUUUCACAAAACCAAGUAUUUGUCCUGCCUUAAGAAAGAAAUGUAGAAAUUGCCAACAAGAGGGACACUUUGCAAAGUUGUGUCCUCUUAAGGGUAAGAAAGAAACACCGGUCAGCACAGUAGAGCAAGAAAACCAGGUUGAGAGUAUGGGCCAAGGUGAUCGUGGGGGUGAUCCACACUUAUACUUUGGAUCAGUAGAACUUGGGACUGUCCAGCCCCAAUAG
Messenger RNA from Nematostella vectensis (starlet sea anemone), 867 nucleotides. RefSeq lists its product as uncharacterized. Lineage: Eukaryota; Metazoa; Cnidaria; Anthozoa; Actiniaria; Edwardsiidae. The transcript has a single exon. Gene Ontology annotation, molecular function: zinc ion binding; nucleic acid binding. The coding region runs from base 1 to 867 and encodes 288 amino acids. The record is from RefSeq and is a predicted model, not a curated record.